This is a messenger RNA of Pogoniulus pusillus (Red-fronted tinkerbird), 1163 nucleotides long. It is a transcript of the gene ASCL2, whose product is annotated as achaete-scute family bHLH transcription factor 2. The record is from RefSeq and is a predicted model, not a curated record. Bases 75 to 593 code for a protein of 172 amino acids. Gene Ontology annotation, molecular function: protein dimerization activity; RNA polymerase II transcription regulatory region sequence-specific DNA binding; DNA-binding transcription factor activity, RNA polymerase II-specific. The transcript is spliced from 2 exons. Gene Ontology annotation, biological process: developmental process; regulation of transcription by RNA polymerase II. Lineage: Eukaryota; Metazoa; Chordata; Aves; Piciformes; Lybiidae.
CCCCUUCUUUUCGACUGCACUUUUUUUUCCCCUCUGAGGUGCUGUCCGCCAGCCGCCACAGUGGCCGCCCGGCGAUGAACGGCGGGGCCCUGCUGCCGCUGCCCCCUCCUGCCUCUGCUCCCCCAACCCGCCGUCGGUCCGCGUCCCCCGAGCUGCUGCGCUGCAAACGCCGCUUGGCCUUCGCCGCUCUGCCAGCCACCGGUGCAGCAGCGGCGGCGGCGGCCGCCGUGGCCCGUCGGAACGAGAGGGAACGCAACAGAGUGCGGUUGGUCAACAUGGGCUUCGCCGCCCUCCGCCAGCACGUCCCCCACGGGGCCGCCAGCAAGAAGAUGAGCAAGGUGGAGACCCUGCGCUCCGCCGUCGAGUACAUCCGCGCCUUACAGCGGCUCCUCGACGAGCACGACGCCACCGCCGCCGCCUUCCCCACCGCCGUCGGGGAAGGAGGCGGCGGCGGCUACUGCUCGACUUCGCCUUCCUUCGCCUCCUCCGUGCCCGGCUCGCCGUGCUCCUCCGAGGAGAGCGGCUACGACGCGGUGCUCAGCCCCGAGGAGCGGGAGCUGCUAGACUUCACCAGCUGGCUGGGGAGCUGCUGACCCGGCGGGAGCCCGCAGGUAACCUCAGCGCACUCCCUCUCCACAGCAGCCGGCAUCACCCCCUCUCCCUGCUAAAAAAACGCUCACCCCCCCCCCCCCCCGACCCCGGCGGGACCCGGCUGGCUGCGCUUCUCGCCGGGCUGUGGCAAGUGCAAUGGUGCGAAGGAGACCGAGAGAGGAGGGAGGCUCCGUUUCCCCCAUUCCCGGUGCUGCUCUGGAGAGGUGGAAAGAACGAAAGGGAAAAAAGAAAGACAUGAAAACCACUUGAUGCUUCCUUGUUUCUGGAGGGGGAAGGAUUUUUUUUAUCAUGUCAAAUUCUAUUUUAUCUGUAACUUGAACUGCCUGUGUAUGAAGACUUAUUUUUGUACAAGAAACCUUAGAGAAAAAAGGGAGAGGUGACAGUUCUCUAUAUAUUUUUAAGCAAGUCCUAUUCCCUUGCUCUGGAACACUGCCAGCUAGAAUGUUUUGGGAACAUACACGGUUUAGAUUCUUUUUUUAAAGGUGAUUUUUGUUGUUGUUGUUAUUUUAUUUCUCUCCAAACACUUUAGUAAGAGACUGUGUAAAGUUUUA